UAAAACUUGCACACGAGGUCCUUCACAAACUCAAAGAGCAGACAGGCGCGUGGCAAUUAGUUGAAGUCAUACUGAACAAGACAGCACAUCCGCAGAGCAAGUUUUUCGCCCUGACUCUUCUGGACUUAUGAGUUGGAAUUUAUUCCUAGAUAGAGAUAUGCCAUAAUCAAACUCAUCAAAGUCGGAUGAACUGGAUUGCUUAAAUAGUUGUAAGUAAGUAGAAGAUGAACUGCUACUAGUAUUACAUCAGAUCAAGCUGACGAGUCAAUUUAUCGAAUGACAUUCUUCUAGUAGUCCAGGAUUAGAUGAUUAGAUGAUUAGAUUCAGGCUCUUGCUCUAUUUCUAGUUUAUCAUUCUCUUGUUCAUCUAGGUCCACUAUCCUCUAAGACCAGUCUGCAUCAAGCAGAAGUGGCGUUUUCCAGAUCUACCGCGGGAUGCGAUCAAAAUGUAUGUUACUGACCUUGUCAUACGUGUUAGCUCAAGCGAAGAUGCGUCACAGAAGGAGAAACAGUUUUUGACGAAACUGUCAGAAGUUUUGGUGCACAUCGUGCGCCAAGAGUGGCCAACGCACUGGCCGAGUUUCCUACAAGACAUCUGCGGUGCGAGCCGGCACAACCAGUAUCUUUGUGAGAACAACAUGCGCAUUCUGGCGAUGCUGAGUGAGGACAUUUUCGACUUUGGCGAUAAGACGAUGGUGAGCCAGCGCGUGAUGGAGUUGAAGCACAAUUUCUCAGCGCAGUUUGCGAUGGUCUUCGAGCUAUGCAUGUGGGUGUUUCAACUGUACACGACACAGCCGGCCAAUACUGUGCGGCCACAACUAGUCAAGACCACGCUAGAGACCCUGGGUAAGUUUUUGAGCUGGAUACCGCUAGGCUACGUCUUUCAAACGGAGCUCAUACCAAUCCUCUUCGCGAAUUUCUGGGAUCCACCAGAGUUUCGGCUGGAGUGCAUGACCUGUUUGAACGAGAUCGCUUCGCUCGACCUCAAUAGUGCCGCAAAAUCCCAAAAGAACUCUGAAUACAUGAAUUUUAGAACCCCUCUGGUGGAUUGCUUCCUCGUGCUCAUCGUGAAGUUGCAAUCCUUACCCGGAAGCAUUUUAGACGACGUGCGAGCCGGGAGACGAUACGAGACGGUCUUCAUACAGCAAACGACGCUGUUGCUUAGCAGGUACCAAUCGCGAUCUACUUAGUAAUUAAUCGACAUUGGUUAUCAAUAUCAUAGAUAUCUAGUUUUAGAUUUUACUUUUAGAAGUACAUGAUCCGCUUGUAGUUUUUGGAGAACAACUUUGAUAAAAUAGAGAUGAUGAUCUCUGCAUUUUUUUUCUUCGUGUGCAAUUUCUCUUAUCGAUCCUGUCAUGGCCUUUUUUUUCCCAGUUUUCUGAAGCACAACUUCGAAGCCAUAGAGGGGCAGUGGAAUGCGUUAGAGUCUGCGUUGAGUUUCCUCGUAGAGGUCACGACGGUGCAGGAAGAAGAGAUUUUCAAGCUCUGUGUCGAGACUUGGGACCUCGUGGCCGGUCGGCUCUACGUCUACGGCGAUGAAUGUACCUAUCUUCUCGUCUUUUUUUCUAAGUUUUGGCCUUGAUGAUUGAAUCAGUAGAUUUCUUCCUUCAUCGGUUCAACUUACUAAAAUACUGUCAAGAACUUCAACCGAGGUCCCGUUUUCAUUUUUCUGUUCAACGUCACCAGGUAAGAAAGCGCAUCUUGCGCAGUCUGGGUGUAUCGACAAUGAAGGCGACCUUAUGGGCUACGUUAUUCGUAACGAGCUCAAUGAGCCCCGGUUGCGACGCUAUUCUGCCGUCCUAAGUCGCGUUCGUGAGAUGUUGAUCACACGUAUGGUGAAACCACCUGAAGUUACUAUCAAAGAAAACGAGGAAGGCCAUUUUGUACGACAGGUAUAGCAAUUAAAAUUAUUACUCAUAAGAGAACUACUUUAUCUUCUAUCUCUUGCCGCGCUUGAUAUGAAUAAUCUGAGUCAGGUUUAUCUUUAUGUUUAUCUUGUCAUUCAUGUUCUUCUUCUUUAGUACAACGCAUGUUGAUGUUCAUUUCGAUCUCAGAACUCAUGAUCAUAAUAUUCAAUGUCUAGCAGGUCGAAGAGGAUACGGACGAGCUAGCCUUGUACAAGCUUAUGAAGGGAAUUUUGGUUUAUUUGACCCAUCUGAACCCGGAGAAUAUGGAUCAGUUGAUGCUCGCAAAGCUGACACAGGAGACGCAGCUGGCGAUGCAACACACUCAUUCUGAGCUAGUGGAUGCCCAGGGAAACGGAGUUGCGAAGUGGAGUCCCGGGAACUUGAACCGACUCUGUUACGCCAUUGGCAGUGUGUCCGGCGCCUUUUCCGAGAAACAAGAGAAAGCUUUUGUAGUAGCAGUGAUCAAGGACUUGUUAACGCUGUGCGAUCUGAAGCGCGGCAAAGAGAACAAAGCCGUUGUGGCGUCUAACAUCAUGUACGUCGUGGGGCAAUACCCCUCUUUCUUGCGCGCGCACUGGCGGUUCUUGCGCACGGUGGUCGCGAAGCUCGUGGAGUUCAUGCAUGAAACGUUUCCUGGCGUUCAGGAGAUGGCGGUGGACACGUUCUUGCGCAUCGUUACAAAGUGCAAAAAAAAGUUUGUUAUCGCGCAAGCCGACACGCCAGAGCCGUUCUUGGUUGAGCUGCUUGCAAGGACGAAAUCCAACGUGAACGAUUUGGAGCACUUGCAAAUUGCCACGUACUACGAGGCAAUCGGCCUCGCGAUUGCAGCGGCGCCUUUUCGUGACCGAGAGGGCUACGUAGACCGGCUGAUGAGCAUCUUUAAUGAAAUUUGGGCUGUCAACAUCCGCACGUUGCAACUCGACAACGGCUCAAGUUUGACACGAGACAACGACGCCCUCAAAAAGAUUUGUCUGGUAUUUUCUAGCAGAGGUCUUGCUGUAGAUGGAAGACAAAAUAAUGUUGAAGAUGCAUGUUCUUUUCACAUUUAUAGAUGUGAAAUCCUCUCGAGUGUUGACUGAUUAAGAUUCUCAUGCCACAUAACAAAUUCUCAUUGUAGUUCUACUUUCUCUUUCGCCUGUAAUGCGGUAUAUUAACUCAGUUUCUUCGAUUAAAUGAACGCGUUGCGGGCACUGUUGGUCUGGCGUUCUCGAAGCAGUUGAGGAGCAUUUACCAAGAAGCUUUGAAGCUGUACAAGCUGUUCUCGACAUUAAUUUCGCAGAAGACACAGGAAAUCGUUGCCUCAGGCGGACAGGCCAACAAUGUGCUGCGGAUGGGAAACGUGAAGCAGAUGCGUAAUACGAAGCGGACGACUUUGCGUUUGGUAACAACCUUUCUCAGUCGUUGUUUGUUGAAGGACAAUGCCGACGCGGCGGCGGCGCAGUUGUUGGAGCUUCCGCCGGGCAUUCCGGACGCUGACAGUUUGGAGAGGGAAAUAGCGACUUUCGUGGUUCCGCCAUUGCUGGAACCGGUGCUUCAUGAUUAUGAGCAGAAUGUCCCAGAAGCACGCGAUCCGGAGGUUCUAGAUCUCUUAGCAACCAUGAUCACACAGUUAGCUAGGCCGCUUACCAGCGAGGUGCCGCGGAUCUUCGCAAUGAUCGUUGAGACGACCUUGCGCAUGCUUGAGGGCGAUGCGCUGCAGCAAAGUUAUCCGGACCACAGGAUCAAGCUUUUCGGACUGCUUUCGGCCAUCACCAAGGACUGCUUCAACGCUUUAUUUCUUCUAGGCGACGACAAACUGAGAAUCUACGUGAACAGCUUGCUUUGGGGGAUGAAGCACGCGCAUCCGGUUGUGUCUCAGACUGCUCUGGCGAUCUUGGCUCAAUUCUUUCAGUCUAUAGGAAAGCAGCUGCCACCGCACGCCACGCAGCCCUUCUUCCGCGAGUACUACACGCAAAUUCUCGAGGCAGUGUUGACAAUAAUGACGGACACCAUGCACACCAGUAGCUUCAAGGCCCAGUUGGAGAUUUUCUACGACCUCGUUCGAGGAUGCACAAACUCUGCAGAGUGCACUGCUGCCGCAGGCGAAGGAUCGGGUGCGACGAACGGGGAAAGUAGUGGUGAUACGCCCUUACGCAUCUCGCAGCAAGAGUCUAUGGGGUUAAUCGCCCAAUUUUUUCGCAAGGCGUUCCCUGACACCUUGGCGCCCAGCCAGAUCGAGGCUUUCGUGCUCAAAUUGUUCAAUAUCACAGGCGCCGCGAACAACCCACCAGCCAACGUGAAUUUCAUGAGAGGCACGAGGGACGCGGCUGCAGCGGCGCACCAGCGCAAGACCCAAGAUGAUUUCCUUGUUUUGGUCCAGGACUUUCUCAAGGAAGUGAAGGUCUUCGGUGGUCCGGACGAAGCGUUUCAGCGAGUGAAAGAAGAGGCGCUCCAGCAGCAACGCGAACAGGAGGAAGCCAGGCGAAGUCUCGUGCCAGGGAUGCUCGGAAACGCCCCAGGAGUCCCGCGCCCGAAACUCAUAGACGAUGAUGACGACGACCUGUGAGGAGCAUUCAUCUGAUUCUCAUCAAUGAUUAUCUCUCAUACCAUUCUGCUCCUGCUUCUGUAGAAGCAGCUGUUCUCGCAAAGAACAUUUUUUGGAAGCCUCCUCUAUUAGGAUGUAUUUCUUGUUGAAGGUACUAUGAUUCGUGUUCUCCGUGGUCAAAUCUCCAUUCCCAUUGGUCAUCGAUUUGACAGUCCGAUGCAUCGUUUUCUAGGAGUUAGUACAAGAUAUAGAUGGCGUCGCAGCGUUUACUUGCAAACCGUGGGGACGAGGAGUGCCUGAUGUGUAAAAAGAGUGGUACCAGGAGCGAGAACGCUACAACAUGAAACAACUAGUCCAGAAAGAC
This is a messenger RNA of Amoebophrya sp. A25, 4794 nucleotides long. The record is from the annotation of a GenBank genome assembly. NCBI's taxonomy places the organism in Eukaryota, Dinophyceae, Syndiniales, Amoebophryaceae.